This is a messenger RNA of Cyprinodon tularosa, 2749 nucleotides long. RefSeq lists its product as uncharacterized. The transcript is spliced from 2 exons. Gene Ontology annotation, molecular function: nucleic acid binding; zinc ion binding. Lineage: Eukaryota; Metazoa; Chordata; Actinopteri; Cyprinodontiformes; Cyprinodontidae. The record is from RefSeq and is a predicted model, not a curated record. Bases 932 to 2131 code for a protein of 399 amino acids.
CCAGGUGAAAAAUGGGUACAUGUCAAAGAUAUAUUCUGUAAACCAUGUUUUGUUUUUGUUUCACUGACUGGUUGUAAUUCUUGUUCUUGUCAGCAUGUGGUGCUGUUGGUACAGAGAGGUCUAAAGUUACCAGAAGUAGAAAAAAACUCUUGUUCAUGUACCGUGGUACUCUAACUGGAAAGAAACGGAGGAGAAAGACAUUUUUUCUUUUUUUGAGCUAAGACUUGUUGGAGAAGACGACUCUAUGGCCAUAUGAGUGAAGAAUCCAAGUAUUAGAGGUGCCACUGCCGUUUGUUAUAUGCAGCUGUGAAGUUUUUGGCUUGUAUGCGAAGCUACGUUGUUACUUUGAGUGUUAUUAGCGUUAUUAGCCCGCCAUUUCACUAGAGCUCAGGCUUUCUGUUGAUAAAAUACGGUUCACUUUUUUCAAAUACUGAACCUCAUUCAUUUAUUUUUUUUUAAAUAAAGAACCCCUGUUAUUUGAAGCUCUGUGUGCUGUAUUACUCCCGGCUUCAAAUAUUGGUACCAGGAGUGGGGUCAUAUUUUUUUUCUUUUUUUUAUAUUAGUCUCUCUCUCUCUGUUAGAGCCUGUGUAUGGUGGCGCGGCUUUAGCAUUAUAAAACGGCAGUGGUGAAGAACUGGCCUAAACCAGAGUGGACCUCGGUAUCCUGCCUGUGUGACGGCAGUUGCUUCAAGAUCAGAGGAGGACGUUGCUGGACAGUCUGUGCUGGCGUGGUUGUGAGGGAUUUCAGCCAAGGUGAUCGUCAGCCCAGGACGCAUUCCAGGAGGGGGAGAGCAUCGCCCAGCAGCGGUCUUGGAGCAGUCCAGUGGAAUCAGGACUUGACUAAGUUAUCCUUUGCUAUUUAAAUUUCUAUUGACUGUUCAGUAAAAAAAAAAAAAAAAAAAAAAAAAAAAAAAAAAAAAAAAUUCAGAACAUGUCAGACCAAGACGAGAGCUUUGAGAUGCAUGAAGAACAGGUAGUAGUGAAUAAUAAUGAGGGUAAUGAACAGGAUGGUGGACAGAACAAUGGACAAAAUGACAUUGAACAAGCUGGGGUGUUACAACAAUUAAGUGAGUUAGCCAGAAGACAAGACGAGGUCAUGACCGUCAUAUCAUCACUAAAUACUGAGCCUACCAGAUCUUAUGUCUAUGUACCCAGAGAACGGCACAUUUCACCAUUUAGUGGAGACAUUGAAAAAGAUGGGAGGAGUGUAGAUGAGUUUAUUGAAGAAGUAGAAAGGGUUAUUUCUGCUAGAAAUCAGUCUGCACCUGAACAGUUCGAUUUUGUGCUGUCACUUUUAAGAGGCUCAGCUCUGGAGGAGGUGCGUUUACGCAAAGUUGAUGGUGAUGUUGCAAAGGACCUGUUUGUUUACCUAAAAGAUGCGUUUGGAGAUAAACGUAGUGCUUCCCAACUUUUACAAAACUUCUACAACUGUAAACAGAAAGAGGGUGAAGACAUACGUGACUUUUCACAUUCAUUAUCUCAGGCCUUUAGUUUUGUACGGAAACAGCAACCUAAUUCCGUGACUAAUGAGAACACUGUGUUGAGAGACCAGUUCAUUGAAGGCGUCAGAGACCUUUCCCUGAGGCGAGAACUCCGAAAAUAUGUAAGAGGAAAACCUGCGUCUACUUUUAUAGAGGUGCGGGAAGAAGCUUACUUGUGGUCCUUAGACCAAGCCCCUAGCACAAAAAUGGUUAGGAGUAAAGUGCAGACCUGCAGUAAUGUUACAGUAGGAGCACAGUGCUGUGCAGUUAAAGAGACAGGAAAUCCAAUGUAUCUGGAGGAUGUGAUGAAAACUCUUAAAGAGCAAGACAAAGUCACUAAUCUAACUAGACCUAAAGAGAAGUUGGUUUCAAUUGAUGAUGUUCUUAAAGUCCUCACUGAGCAAGGCAAAGCGAUAACAGAGCUUACUAAAGCUGUCAAAGAGUUGACAGUACAGGGCAAAAGCCCUAGUAGCCAGACACCAUGUAAGAUCAAAACUGUUCCAGCAUUUACCCCUGAUGGUAAGCCUAUAUGCUUCAAGUGCCAAACUGCUGGUCAUGUUGCCAAACAAUGUCCCCAGAAAAGACACAAAAACUCUGAUGAGUCCCCUGAUUCCGGUCAGUCGGGAAACGAGAGACCCUGGUUGCAGUGAGUCGGGUAAUGCAGGGUCAUGUCAUAGACUCAUCUACGCACGAGAUCACACGAGAACAAAUAAUUGAGCGUGCAAUAGGAAAAUGCCCAGUGGUUGAUCUAAAACUUAAUGGGAGGUCAGCUCAUUGUUUACUGGACACUGGCAGCCAAGUCAGUACUAUGACAGAUGAGUUCUUCAGAAAAUAUAUUGGUGAUGAUGAGAGCAUGCUAGCUACAACUAGUUGGCUUAAAAUAACUGCUGCAAAUGGACUUGACAUCCCUUACCAGGGAUAUAUUGAACUGGAAGUUGAGACGAUGAGUUUAAAGAUCCCAAAUUGUGGCUUCUUGGUCCUGAAGCCUUCAGCAAAUGCUUUUGUGUCUGAAGAAUGCUUAAUUGGUAUGAAUGUCAUUCACAGAUGCAGACAGCUGGUGACAACAGAGUUUGACAAUACUUUGGGUGGAUCCUUAGACUCUGGGUGGAGGAUGGCUUUUCAACAGGCACAGAUCUGUUGCAGUGAGAGAAAGGCGAUUGUUCGGGCUGCAGGCAGAAACAAAGUACGUAUCCCUGCAUCCUCGGUAUCCACUGUGUUCGUAAAAGGUGACACUAAAACCUCAGAUGCAGCCUCUCAGUUGAUCAUUG